Messenger RNA from Poeciliopsis prolifica (blackstripe livebearer), 2546 nucleotides. Its product is annotated as gastrula zinc finger protein XlCGF57.1-like. Gene Ontology annotation, biological process: regulation of transcription by RNA polymerase II. The record is from RefSeq and is a predicted model, not a curated record. Gene Ontology annotation, cellular component: nucleus. Gene Ontology annotation, molecular function: DNA-binding transcription factor activity, RNA polymerase II-specific; RNA polymerase II transcription regulatory region sequence-specific DNA binding. Lineage: Eukaryota; Metazoa; Chordata; Actinopteri; Cyprinodontiformes; Poeciliidae. The transcript has 2 exons. The coding region runs from base 103 to 1383 and encodes 426 amino acids.
GACACCGUUAACGCUUUUGUUUUGCCGUCUCGCGGGACGAACCCAACCAAAGGCUGGCUCGAGCCUGUGUCUUACGCCAACGUCGCGACCUCGAAAGCCGCCAUGGAGGCUCGUUUCAACCCCAAGGUUCUGCUACACAGAUUAGAUGUUCAACAGUUAACAGAAGUUAAAGAAGAAGCUCCUGAUGACCACAAACCUUGUGUUGACCUGUAUGACCCAAAGCCCCACCACAUAAAAGAGGAACAGGAGGGAAUCUGCAUCAGUUUGUGGGGAGGGCAGUUCAGUGGCAAGGAGAAGAUCGAUGCCUUCAAGUUUCCAAUCACUGCUAUUGCCAUAAAGGCUGAAGACGAUGAACAUCCCCCUCUGCUCUCACAGUUUUAUCAAGACCAAAUUAAAUACAGAGCGUUUCCAGAAGAGAACGAUGAAUGGGAAUCCAUCAAGAUAGAAGAUCAUGGAGAUGGUUCCAACUCCUUAGAGCCUGAAGACAUUGAGAAGGAUGACGAUGACGAUGAUGUAAAGUACUCCGUCUCUGAGCUGACACACUUGUCAGACUCUGGACUGAAAACUACAAACAUGGGCAGUGAAUGGAAGGAGAGUAGAGCUCCCGAGUCAGAGGAAGACCUCGUCGACCGAGUUUUAAGCGUCUCUGAAAUUACUGAACAACUUUUUCGUUGUUACUCUUUCCAGAGGCAUAUGGCAGAUUCAGAAACAGGGCAUUUAAGCUCCUUGGAUGGCAGUGGAUUGAAAGAGAAGGAAAUUGUGGACUUAGAAGUCCAGACAGGAGAAAAGUUUCACUGUGAAGACUGUGGAAAGAUGUUUAGCCAUGAACGAACUUUAAACGCACACAUGAGAAUCCACAGGGAACCUAAACCUUACUGCUGCGUUCUCUGUGGAAAUGGAUUUAGCACAAAAUCAAGCCUAAACAGACACAUCAGAGUUCACACAGGACAGAAACCUUACUGCUGUGACCUCUGUGGCCGUAAAUUCUCUCAAAAGGGACACUUAGCGCAACAUGUGGUACUCCACACUGGACAGAAACCCUUCUGUUGUGAUGUCUGUGGACAAAGAUUUAGCCUGAAAACAUGUUUAACCCGACACAUGAGAGUCCACACCGGGGAGAAAUCUUACUGCUGCAGCAUCUGCGGAUAUAGGUCUUCUCAAAAAGGACAUUUAGCACAACACAUGGUCGUCCACACGGGAGAGAGACCUUUCCAUUGUAAUCUCUGUGGACAGAGAUUUACAGGGAAAUCAAGUUUAAAGAAACACACGAGAAUCCACACAGGUCAAAAACCUUUCUGUUGUUACCUCUGUGGACACAGGUUUACGCAAAAAUCCAACUUAAAUGCACACAUGAAAAUCCACGCUAAAAGGGAAGUUGCUUAGUUAUGAGUAAACAAACUGCAAAGCUGCAGUUGACUGUAAAAUAUUUGAUUAGUAGUUGGUUUUAGCGUUGCUCUUGUGAUCAUUUUUUGUAUAUUUCACAAAUGAAAGAAAUAUAACUUUGCUUCACAGCCCUAUCCUGACGCCUUGAUAUUGACCUGUGUCUCUUCAGCAUGUCGUCACAAUGCUCCCCCAUGAUUCCCUUUACAACUGAGAAGCUGUUUGUAAAAACUCAAACUGUUUUGAAUUUUGAGAAAAUUGUCCGAAUUUUUAGAAGAGAGUCGUAUUCUUUUCUUUUUCAGGAGCCCUAAUUCUUUUCCGUAGGUUACUGCCCCUCUUGUUUAUUUUAGUCCCACAGGCUCUUGAGGUGGUUGCAGGUACACAGGUACCUCUUGAAACCCCUUGAUCAAGAUUAGUUCAGAAAUUAGACCCUCAGUGUUGAAGUUUCACAAAUCACACGAUUGGUUUCAAAUAUUCUCCAAUUGAUAUAAUAUUAUAGUGUUUUAGUUUUUAAACUAGAGCAGGAUAAAGAUACUUAAGAUUGUGAAAAAUUUAUGUCUGCAUUUUUAAUUAUGUCAGGAUUGGUCUUCCAAAGUACUAUAGCUUAGCUUAUUAUUUGGUAGGGUUCUUUUUAUGACAAAAGAUGCAUUUAAAAGAUUGUAGCGUGUAGUGUCUCUUAAAUGACAGCAGAUGUCAGUAAUGGGUUGACUUCCGACAUCCAGGAAUUCACCAGGAAUUGAAAUCUGAACGUUAGAAGUCAAUUUUUAAACAUCUCUGCAUCACUUGUUUUGGUUAGGAUCAUCAGUGGUCAGCUUUAUUAUUUUAAAAAUACAAUCAGUCACUUAAAGUGAACUCAGCUUAGCACCUCAAAUACCGAGGCCAAGGCAUCAGUUCACACUAAACUUCUAUAUAUUUUUAUGUUGUGUUUUAGUUUUGCAUGUUGUAAAAAUACCUGUUGGAAAAACACUACUGCUUGACCUAUGAGUUGAAAUGAGUUGAACCAACCGAUGUGCUAAACAUCCUUUUAAUUCCACAUUUCUGUAUUUUUUAUUUUUUUAGCAAUCUGACUUAAUGUUCUAAUCUAAAUAUGUUGUAUUUUGAUUCGCUUUAAAUGGAAAAUCAUCAUAAUUAACUAAAAUAAAUGCUUAACAUCACUGUGUAAUGAA